Anopheles gambiae (African malaria mosquito) is the source of this 4000-nucleotide messenger RNA. Its product is annotated as putative ferric-chelate reductase 1 homolog. Bases 977 to 2890 code for a protein of 637 amino acids. The transcript has 9 exons. NCBI's taxonomy places the organism in Eukaryota, Metazoa, Arthropoda, Insecta, Diptera, Culicidae. Gene Ontology annotation, molecular function: oxidoreductase activity, acting on metal ions. The record is from RefSeq and is a predicted model, not a curated record.
GAUCGGCUUAAGCGCGCUCAGUUACAGUGCAGGAGCUCUGGCGACCGGAACGCGCGCUGGUCCAGUGUCUGAGUGUCGGUGGAACGUUUGUUAAAAAGCUCGCGAGUGCUCCCACCCUCGUUGUCUGUCGAAUGCGUUUUGUGGGUCGCAAUAACGGAGGUGGAAUAAUAGUACGAAAAGGGAACGUAAAGAGAAACAAAAUAGUGCCAAACAGCAAGUGCGAACGCCGCGCGUUGUCCGCGUGUGUACUCUUCUGACCCUUCGUGUGUGUGUGGUUUGCUGGUGUAUCGUUGAGUGCUUUUGAAGUUAGAAUGAGGUUGAAUCGCUGUUUUUUGUUUCUAAUCGCACCCACCCCUAACCCGCUCAGGUGGAACCUAAAACACGAGAGACAGAGGGAGAGAAAAUAAACAAACAAACAAACAAACGCGCGUACCCCGCGGAGCGAAAAAGCGUUCUACCAGUACACGUGCUUCAUAUGCAUUAGCACGUCUCAAAACAAUGUGGUGAGGUGAAGCAAAGUGUACGAAUCGUGCAGGUUCUGCGUUUUAGGCCACGUUCCGUUUCGGUCUUGAAGUGUGCCGUUCGUCAUCGUCAUGUGGACUGGCUGUGUAUUUAAGCAUGUGCUAGAAUUAAAGUUAAUGUGGAUUUGCUACUGUGAUUUUCCCAAACAGCUUCGCUGUGUUCGUUUAAACCUGUCCCCAAAAGCAGUGUAAGCGCCUGCUAGAAACAAUAACACGCGACGGUUGCGAACGGUUUCUUUAUCGAUCGGUGGGGGAAAAUCGUUUGUGUGAUGUUUGCGUUCCCCCCUUCGGUUUAACAAGUUUUCCAUCACCGUGAGCUACGUUUUGAUGACGGUUCUUUACUUUUUGUUACUCUUUCGAAUUUAAUUGACAGGCUGCAAAAGGUGUACGGAAAAAAAACAAAAAAAAUAAUUCCUUCUGAAAGAUCAACUCAAGGAUAAGGAGUUUCCUUCACCAUGCUACCUCUACUUUGCUUGGCACUCGUGCUGAGCACGCUAGUGCCAUCGUACGGAUUGCCGAACGGUGCGCCAACAUCGGUCUGCGACAACAUGCUGCCGUUCCACGGUGGAGGCAUCCCACCGCUCACCACCAAGACGCCGUUCCUGAUCACGCCCCAAACGUCGGUGGUCGGUAGCGGGCAGAUGCUCAAGAUCGAUAUCGAAUCCUUCCCCGCCAACAUUGUGUUCAAGGGCUACAUGAUACAGGCCCGUGCUGCCGACCCGCCGAACAACAUUGUCGGCCGGUUUGUCGACUCGGAUGCGAGCGCGAUCAAGCUGAUCGACUGUCAGGCCGGAGGCGAUACGGCCACACACACCAACACCAGCCCGAAGCAGGAGCUGACGCUUGAGUGGACCGCUCCGGACAACUUCGUUGGCGAUGUGAUCUUCAACGCUACGAUCGCGCAGGACUACGACAAGUUCUGGGUUGGCAUUCCGUCGGAACGGGUGCGCGUGGUAGCUAGCUCGACGACGGUGGCGCCCGGUACGGCGCCGACCAAGCGCCCGACCACGACGACAACCGUGCCACCUUACCGGCCGGCACAAACAGAAGCGCCGGUAGCGGCCGACCCGAUCUACGAGGAGUGCGGACAGAGCAAGGGAUGCUUCGGAUUUCCGGAGGGAUGCGUCGAUAGCAAGAACUGCCGGGCGGUGGUCACGAUCGCGGUGCUGGGAGCGCGUUACGUAUUUGAAAUGAAGGCAGGAUACAAUCGUCCUGCUUACGUUGCCUUCGGACUGUCCAGUGACGCCAAGAUGGGUGAAGACUCCGUGAUUGAAUGUGUCCCGGAACAGGGUACGGUAAACGCUUACGCCUCGUGGACCACGGUUGGUCCAUAUGGAUCUACACGUUUGGGAGUGCCGCAAAACAUCUUCCAAGUGCUGGAGAAGUCGUACAAUGAUGGUGUGAUUUACUGCAAAGUGGAACGCGACGCCGUCAGCACGGUCAAGGGCCAGAAGUUUGAUCUGCUGAACGAUAAGUUCCAUCUGCUGCUUGCGGCCGGAUCAUCGGUGGAAUCAACCAACGUCAACUAUCACGACAUCGGCCGUCACGUGUCGGGCAGCCCGCAGUCACUGGCGGAGGUUGGCCCGGUGCAGGGAUCUUCGAAGCUGUUGCUCCGCCUGCACGGUGCCUUCAUGAUCACCGCCUGGAUCGGAACGGCUUCGCUCGGCAUUCUUCUUGCCCGCUACUUCCGCCAGACCUGGGUUGGCAGUCAGAUGUGCGGCAAAGAUCAGUGGUUUGCGUGGCAUCGAUUCCUGAUGAUUGUCACGUGGGCCCUCACAGUCGCUGGUAUUGUGGUAAUUUUUGUUGAAAUCGGAGGCUGGUCGCAGGUUCGCAAUCCUCACGCCAUUCUCGGCAUCGUCACGACUGUACUGUGCUUCCUGCAACCCAUCGGUGCAUUCUUCCGGCCACAUCCGGGCUCGAGCAAGCGGCCCAUCUUCAACUGGCUGCACUGGCUGGGUGGAAAUCUGGCGCACGUGAUCGCGAUCGUUGCCAUCUUCUUUGCCGUACAGCUGCAGAAGGCCGAACUACCCGAGUGGAUGGACUUUAUCCUUGUCGCGUUCGUCGCCUUCCACGUGUUUAUGCAUCUGAUUUUCUCCAUCUUCUCCUGGAUACAGAUCGGUGGCUGCGUGAGCGAGCGAAGAAGUGGCCAGCGUGUGACGUCCUUCCCAAUGGCCGAUAUGACUCCGUCGCGAAAUUCCAUGAGCUCCAGCGAACGGAAACAGGAUGCUGCUUUCUCGGGCUUCCGUAAGUCGAUGCUAUUCCUGUACAUACUGAUCGUGCUCGGACUGGUCAUAGCGAUGGUGGUGAUUGUCGUCCUAGCGCCGAUUGAAGCCGCUUACAACAGUAUCAAGGAUCAGAUUAUGAACUAAAGCGCAUGUCAUCGAAACGGUGAUGUAGCGCAUUAAUCUAAACGGUGCAAGUAACCCGGAAAGCAAAUGAGAGCGUCCAUCUGUUAACUGAUAAGUGAUGUAAAAAUGUGUACAUGUUGGAUGGUUUGUGUGCUAUCACUAUUCUAGAGAGCAAUUUCUAGCGGGUCAGUAGUGGAAAGAAAAAAAACUCAAACAAUUCAAACCGCUCAAAAAGAAGCUAAUCGCUCGAUGCGAAUCAUGUGACACAUAGCGCAUCGGUAGCAUUGAUAGAAGUAGGAGCAACGAAGAGGUUAUGUUGAAGAGGUGUGCAGAUUUACUAAUCGAUGUUGUAGAUAUCACUUCCAUCUUUCUUCCCAUCAACUUUCCAUUGCCGUCCUUGUUCUCCUUUGCCCAUUCCCCGUUUCCCCUAUUGUAAGUGGUACUUAUGAUGAUCGUUUUUUUCUGGAAAGUGUAUUAUUUGUCGAGAAGUGAACGAAGGGCAGAAGAUGAAGAAACAAAAAACUCAGACAGCGUCUAAUCAAUCCCACAGAACAAAAAAACUCAACGAGAGAGAAAAACAACAACAGAAACACAAGCAUCGAAAGAGGAAAGGUCGUGCGUUUGGUACGCUCUCCCUUCGAUACUGAGAUGUACAGAAUUAAGUGUGAAAUAUUUAUAACAGAAAAACAGUAUAGCCAACCACGGGCAGAAAAACAAGCUGUGCCUUGUCGGCCGGGUGUGCCUUGAAAGGAAUGAGUAGUUGUAGCAUUUUUGUAAAAGUUUGCUUCGUGUAAGAUUAUUUCCGUCCGUCCCAGAUCAUUUCCGGGUGUAGCGAAGCACUGGUCUGCACCAGUGAGUAUACACUGUUUAUGUUUGUAUUUUGUGCGCUAUUUGCAGUCGUUCAAUAAUUUCCGUGUAUCAAUUUAUUUAAGCUUUCGCUGGUGCGUUUGCCCAGUGCCAGCAGCAGCAACAUACUAUUUGGCUUCAAAACAAAAACAUGCAAAACAAACGCAAAAACCAGUACUGUAUUAUGCAAGACGAAAAACGCUGCACAUUCUGUUGAGGCAGGCUUACUUUUUAAAGCGUACUUAAGUUGAAACAUAAUAAAUGUUGCCAUUGCUAAAACGUUAA